Messenger RNA from Lacerta agilis (Sand lizard), 2446 nucleotides. It is a transcript of the gene ADRA2A, whose product is annotated as adrenoceptor alpha 2A. Gene Ontology annotation, biological process: adenylate cyclase-activating adrenergic receptor signaling pathway; regulation of smooth muscle contraction; platelet activation. Gene Ontology annotation, cellular component: membrane. The record is from RefSeq and is a predicted model, not a curated record. Lineage: Eukaryota; Metazoa; Chordata; Lepidosauria; Squamata; Lacertidae. Bases 640 to 2001 code for a protein of 453 amino acids. The transcript has a single exon. Gene Ontology annotation, molecular function: alpha2-adrenergic receptor activity.
CCCUCCUCCCUCGCGCCCCGCGACUGGCUUCAGCGAACCGCGCGGCGUUUCUCGCUGCCGUCUGGGAUCUGCUCUGCCGGCGACGGGGAGCAGAAGCCGCCCCUCGUGGGUGGGGAGGUCCUACCUGCCUCGUCGCCCUUUCAACUCUCCGGGACCCUCCCGGCGAAGGUAAGCGGGACUUUCGUCGUCUCCCAGCCCCGGCGGCUUCUGAAUGGCUUCCUGAGGUGCUCCUCCCUUCCAGGCUGGACUUAUUGGCGACUUUGCGGGAGAGGCGGAAGACGGGGUCGACUUCGUCCCGUCGAUCCGCCCGGAGAUGUGCUAGCGAGGGCUGGGAGGGCAGAGGCGAGCCGCGCGCUUCCCUGGCCGAAGGGAGAGCGGCAGACGGCAGAAUCGGAGCCGAUUCCCUCCCCGGUGGAGAUCGCUGCUGCUCCUCCUCCUCUCGUCGGUUAUCGUCAACGGGGACUGGGAAAGCUGAAGGCAGCGGUUGUUCCUGCUGACUGGAUUAAGGCUGCUCUUUCUGGCUUCCCCAGACCAGACUUGCUUGAUCCACCGGGCAUCCAGAGCUCCCUCCCCCUCUCCUCUUCCUCGCAGGGUGUGUGUUAGGGUCACAUCCGCCAACAGCCUACCGAGCUCGGGUUGAUGUUUAACCUGGGGAGCCCGUUCACCGAGAGGGGGGGAAUCUCUUCCCUGGCACACCUGCACCCCCCGCUGCUGGAGGAAAGCAGCUACUCCCAGCACAUGGAUGGCAACGGGAGCCUGAAUGGGAGCGACGGUGGGCAGAAAGGUGGCCUCCCUUACCCCAUGUACACCACCUUGGCCCUCAUCACCCUCGCCACGCUGCUCAUGCUCGUCACCAUCUUUGGCAAUGUCUUGGUCAUCAUUGCCAUCUUCACCAGCCGAGCGCUCAAGGCCCCUCAGAACCUCUUCCUGGUCUCCUUAGCCUCAGCUGAUAUCCUGGUGGCCACCCUGGUCAUCCCCUUCUCUCUGGCCAAUGAGGUGAUGGAUCACUGGUAUUUUGGCAAAGUGUGGUGCGAGAUCUACGUGGCCUUAGACGUACUCUUCUGCACCUCUUCCAUCGUGCAUCUCUGUGCCAUCAGCCUUGACCGCUACUGGUCCAUCACCCAAGCCAUUGAGUACAACCUCAAGCGCACGCCACGCCGCAUCAAGAGCAUCAUUUUCCUCGUCUGGGUCAUCUCUGCGGUCAUCUCCUUCCCGCCCCUCAUCUCCAUCAUGAAACAGGGUGACCCCGACAGUCAGCAAGCGAAGCUGAAUUCGGAGAGCAAGGCACCCACUUGCAGCAUCAACAAAGAGACGUGGUACAUCAUCUCUUCCUGCAUCGGCUCGUUCUUUGCUCCCUGCCUUAUCAUGAUCCUGGUCUACGUGCGCAUCUACCAGAUUGCCAAGAGGAGGACUCGGGUGCCUCCUGGCAAGAGAGCGGAGGCCGUGGAGAGGAGGCAGAAUGGUCUGGCAGAUAAGGAUGACAUGCCCGCAAUGACCAAGCUCAAUGGGGAGAAGGCAGCCGUGGCAGGAGGAAGCCAGGAGAGGGAAGAAGUCAAUGGUAUAGACCUGGAGGACACCUCUUCAUCGGAACACAAUGAGACCCGUCAGACCAGGAAGCAGGAGAGGCCGCAAAGGGGCAAGGGGAAGACCAAGCUAAGCCAGAUUAAGCCUGGGGACACUUUGCCAAACAGAGUUGAGGAGGAAAGAGAGGCAAAAGCUUCCCGAUGGAGAGGCAGGCAGAACCGAGAGAAACGCUUCACUUUUGUGCUGGCGGUUGUGAUUGGGGUUUUUGUGGUCUGCUGGUUCCCUUUCUUCUUCACCUACACGUUGACUGCCGUUUGUAAGAGCUGCCCCGUGCCCGAUACACUCUUCAAGUUCUUCUUCUGGUUUGGUUAUUGUAACAGUUCCCUCAACCCUGUCAUCUACACCAUCUUCAACCAUGACUUCAGGAGAUCCUUUAAAAAGAUUCUUUGCAGGAUAGACCGGAAGAGGAUUGUGUGAGGGAUGGACUCAAGUUUGUUUACAAGACUUGUUUACAGAAGAGAGGCUCAGCUCUGGCUGGGCUCUGGAAGUGGGUGGUGUCUUAUCCAGUGAAUGACCUUUGACUUCUCAAAGACUUCAGGUGACUUUGGCCUUGGCCCAGGGGGAGAUGAUUCUGCCCAGUGAUGGAUCUAGAGACCUGUUUGUAGGUAUUGUUGGGCUUAUGGCAAACUGAAAUUAACUGACUGGAGUGUGUAAGGGAAGUAACAAAGAUGAAAAUAUAAGUCAUAUAUUUCAGAAGCACUUUCUUUCUAUUUUUGCCCUUUGGACAAUAUGUCCCUGACGUCCUUGCAAAACUGCAGUAUUGCAUCUUUGAGAUCUGUACAUCUUUAACUUUUGUAGGAGAAAGCAGCUUUGAAACCACUUUAAAUAUUUCUUGAGAACUUGAAAUAUAUGUGGGGUGGGG